UGGUUAUUGAUAGUCUGUGUGAAAUACCUAAAUAAUUAGAUUUUACGUGUUUUCGAGUCACAAAAUUACGAUAAAAUUGUUGUCUAUUGUGGAUGGUGUUUUAUCUAUGCGUCUGUUCUUAUCGCGUAAUAUGAUGUUGACUUUAGUUGAAGUCAUUCUAGUGUAAAUACAAUUUACCUUUUUCACUCCGUGAAAUCAACACAGUUUCUUUGGUUUCGUUGCAAUAACAAAGGAUAGCGAAAUUCCUCCAAUAUUGCAAGCCUUCUAUUAUAGGGCUAAGUGCAAGUAAUUGCUAAAGCACAUCGAUUGUAACCUUCGUUACUUGCUCAUAACAGCUGGCGAACCUAAAGGGAAAGUUAUCAGCAUUUUGUUUUGAGCAGUCAUUACUUAAAUAGUAGGAGUAGGCGUGUGGAUCGAAGGGCGCUAGACGUAAGCAGGAAAAGAACCCGUCAUCCAACUUUCUGCAUAUUGAGAACAGACUAAAGAUGAGUUAUUCUUCGUUCGAAAAUAACGGGAACGGGUCCAGUACAAUCACAAAUGAAGCCGAUUUUCAAAAGUUGGCCCAAACCAUCGCUACCAGUAUCCAGAAAAUUCUCCAAAAUGUUUCCUCCAUGCAGCGAAUGGUCAACCAGUUUGGAACGGCGCAAGAUUCCCCCGAGCUUAAGCAACAGCUCCAUCAGAUUCGAACCUAUACCCAAAGAUUGAUUACCGAUACCACGAAUCUAUUGAACGAUUUGGUCAACUGCAAGGAACGUCAUUUGAAAAUUCAGCGCGAUCGUCUGGUUGAUGAGUUUACGGCAGCUUUAACGGCAUUCCAAUCGGUGCAAAGGAAAACUGUCGAUCUGGAAAAGAAUGCAGUGCGACAGGCUAGGGGAGCGCAUGUCGCGCUCAAUAAACCACCCGGGUCGAACAAUUCCAGCAUGGGCAGCUAUAAUAAUUCGUCGAUGUUUGAGGAUAACUUUGCGAGUGGCCAACGAGGUCAAACACAGGAGCAACUGCAGGAGGAGAUCGAUCUACAGGCUUUGGAAAAUCAGGAGCGUACCAUUCGUGAGUUAGAGGACAAUAUCCUAAGUGUUAACGAAAUCUACAAAAAGUUAGGCGCUUUGGUGUACGAACAGCACCAUCAGGUGGAUUCAAUUGAAGCAUCCGUCGAAAAUACAAGCGUGUAUGUAGCGGAAGGCGUGCAGCAGUUGAAGAAGGCCAGCGACUAUCAGAACAAGGCCCGCAAGAAGAAGUUGAUGUUGGCCCUGAUAGCAGCGGGCAUCUUGGCGGUUAUCAUUCUACUUAUCAUUAUACGAAAUUAGGCCAUUUUGGUCGACCGCCCGAAGAAAGAAGACGCCAUACGACCGGAAACCGAAACGUGUAAGUUUAGACGAAAAUUUUACAUCGCGUCAACCGAGAUCUGUGUCAUUUCCUAUUUUCCGCUUGUGAACGAUUGUUUCCACGAAAUUGACUUUUCUUCGCAGCGCGCGCGGAAAGGUGUUUAUUUUUCUUUUCAAUACCGAUAUUGACCUACUAAUCUGUAUAGUAAGUAAUGAAAACCUUGGAUUGGCGGAGCCGUCCUCAGAACAAACGUGAUAAAAAUCAAGUACAUAAUGUGAAUUGCAUGCAAACCGCACUACAAUAAGCAUAUGUAGCAAGCAGAUAAUGAAACCAAUGUUGGUGCAAACUUGGAAUAUAAAAAUCAUACCGAAAUCUUUAAGUUUUUAACCCUACACGUCGUUGUGCUUAUUUGCAAUUUGGUUGAGCAUCUUCUCAAGCAUCAACCGUUUACAUUUAUUUAUACACACUUACACCAAAACAUUCUUUAAUAACACUGUAUUAUGGAAAAUGUAGUUAUGGAUCCCCUAAUGCCCCUGUUCGACUAGGUAUAUAUUGCAAAUAUGUAGUACACAUAUGUGACGGAAGAAUAAUAAUGAAAGUUUACCGCUAGAAAAUUAUAUGAAUAAAAACUGUCAAC
Molecule: messenger RNA, 1960 nt
Organism: Sabethes cyaneus
Lineage: Eukaryota; Metazoa; Arthropoda; Insecta; Diptera; Culicidae
Gene: Syx7
Product: syntaxin-7
Exons: 6
Coding region: 486-1304 (272 amino acids)
Biological process (GO): intracellular protein transport; vesicle fusion; vesicle-mediated transport
Cellular component (GO): SNARE complex; endomembrane system; synaptic vesicle
Molecular function (GO): SNAP receptor activity; SNARE binding
Source: RefSeq, a predicted model, not a curated record